CGGAUGAUUGAUCAUACCUACCAGCUGACUAAUAUCAUAAUUAAUAAAGUUGCUUCCACCUCAGUGAAGUUUAAUCGAAAGAUUUGCUGGCAGUAUGAUGACAUUGUCACAAAAAUCUCUGCCAUGGCUGUAUCAACAUCUGCUCUUGUGGAGCUACAAAACUAUAUUGACAGACUGAGAAGCGUGGAGCUACCGGAGAUUCAGGAAAAACUGGCAUUGGCGGCAGAAAAUCUGCUUUUCCUAAUGGACUAUGCAUCCUUAUCAAAAGAGGACAUAAUUCUUAACGGAAACACAUUUUCCUGGCCUCAGAGAAUCAUGCCUAUCAUUAGCAGCAGUGAGACACGACUGCAGAGGGAGCAUGAUGUGGCUCUGGCAAGGCUCGCACAGUGGCAGAAGGAUUUCACAAAGCGCUUGGCUAAUGUACUCAUUGAGGUGAAAGGCUUCCAGAAGAAAGACCGGAUGACUGAAGCCACUUCUAAUGUACAGAAGCUCAGCUCCAUCAGCAGGAGAAUACAGGACUUUAUGGAAGAGAAAUCUCUAAUUAAUAAAGAGGAGAUGCUUUUAGGAGUUGAGCAAAUAAGCAUGUUCAAUCAGAUAUCUGAAAUAUGUAGAUUUAAGGAGCCCUAUCAAGAAUUAUGGACGACCGCUGCACAUUUUGGCACAUGUUAUGAGAAAUGGAUGAAUGGUCCUCUUCUACAGGUCAAUGCAGAAAAGGUGGAGGAGGAGGUGCAGAAUUUAUGGAAGACUAGUUACAAACUGACAAAAGCAUUUUAUCACCCGGACUUACACGGACCUCUUAAAGUCGCUACCACCAUUAAGACCAAGCUUGAGAAGUUUAAGAUCAACAUGCCUCUUGUAACAGCUUUGUGUACACCAGGGAUCAAGCCAAGACACUGGAACCUAAUGAACGAAAAG
This is a messenger RNA of Nanorana parkeri, 915 nucleotides long. RefSeq names its product dynein heavy chain 3, axonemal-like. Gene Ontology annotation, molecular function: minus-end-directed microtubule motor activity; dynein intermediate chain binding; dynein light intermediate chain binding. The transcript has 5 exons. The annotation marks the transcript as partial. The record is from RefSeq and is a predicted model, not a curated record. Gene Ontology annotation, cellular component: dynein complex. Gene Ontology annotation, biological process: microtubule-based movement. Lineage: Eukaryota; Metazoa; Chordata; Amphibia; Anura; Dicroglossidae.